Molecule: messenger RNA, 2423 nt
Organism: Sinocyclocheilus grahami
Lineage: Eukaryota; Metazoa; Chordata; Actinopteri; Cypriniformes; Cyprinidae
Product: alpha-(1,6)-fucosyltransferase-like
Exons: 11
Coding region: 445-2058 (537 amino acids)
Biological process (GO): protein N-linked glycosylation
Molecular function (GO): protein binding; alpha-(1->6)-fucosyltransferase activity
Source: RefSeq, a predicted model, not a curated record
GGUCUGUGCGGCGCUGACAUGCGCAGUGCGCGGAUGCUGUUCGCUGGAUGUGUGUGUGUCCGUCCGCUGAUUUCAUCUCACACACGCGCUCCUCUCCUCCAUUCUGUAGGAUCUUCCUCCGGAGCGGCGGCGGGGUUUUACGAGCUGUAAUGCAUUCAGAGAACCCAGCUUUUGGACUCCAAAGGACGUCAACGCCAAUAAGACGCCAGUGAAACUUACAAAGCCAGAAACGCCACAAUCAUCUACUGUAGAUACAGAAUGAAAGAUCUGCCUUCUUGACGAGCCAUGAUGCAUAAAUAUCCACAGUGUAUUGAUGUACCUACAUAGACACAACCGCUUCUUCUGACCUGCCACCUUUGGAUGCCCAACUUUAAGAGCUCUACUUUAACUGGCAGACCCAACAUGCCCGGCGUCCAUCGGUUGUGACUGGAGUUUGGCGACAGCAUGCGUCCAUGGGCAGGCUCCUGGCGCUGGAUAGCGCUGGUCCUGCUGGCCUGGGGGACGUUGCUCUUUUAUAUCGGGGGACAUCUGGUGAGAGACAACGAAGAUGUGCCGCGCUCUAGCCGUGAGCUGGCGAAAAUCCUCACCAAGCUGGAGCGACUGAAACAGCAGAAUGAAGACCUGCGGCGCAUGGCUCAGUCACUACGGAUUCCGGAAGGACAGUCGGAUGGGCCAAUAUCAUCAGGAAGACUGCGGUCUCUUGAGGAACAGCUAAGCCGAGCCAAACAGAAGAUCCACAGCUUUCAGAGAUUAUCUGGAGACGUUGGUCCGGGUCGAGAACAGGAGGAACUGCGGAGGAAGGUAGAGAACGGAGUGAAAGAGCUGUGGUAUUUUAUUCACAGCGAGAUACAGAAGCUGAGUCACGUCGAGCCGUCAGACAGACAGAAACACACUGAGACGCUGCUGCAGGACCUCGGUCAUCAACAGAGAACCAUCAUGACGGACCUGCAGGAUCUCAGUCAGGCGGACGGAGCAGGAGACUGGAGAGAGAAGGAGGCCAGACAUCUUUCCAGCCUGGUGCAGAACAGGAUCUCCUUCCUGCAGAACCCGCAGGACUGCAGUAAAGCUCGGAAGCUGGUGUGUAACAUCAAUAAGGGCUGUGGAUACGGCUGUCAGCUCCAUCACGUGGUUUACUGCUUCAUGAUCGCUUACGGCACGCAGAGAGUCCUGAUCCUCGAGUCCCACAACUGGCGUUAUGCUCCUAAAGGUUGGGAGACAGUCUUCCGGCCCGUCAGCGACACCUGCACGGAUCGAUCCGGAACCACGACCGGACACUGGUCAGCCGAGGAUCUGUUGAGGGUGUUUGUGAAAGGACUGCGGGUAAGUGACCUGUUUAAUCUGACGUGUCCAGACUUCUGCCCCGAGACCAGAGCCAGUCAUUCCAGCACCAGGGAGAGCCGCGUCCAUGUCAGACGGACAGAUAAAGUUGGGACGGAGGCCGCAUUUCACCCCAUAGAGGAGUACAUGGUCCAUGUGGAGGAACAAUUCCAGUACAUGGCUCAACGCGGCCACGUGGAUAAAAAACGAGUGUAUUUGGCCACCGACGACCCCUCGCUGUUACAGGAGGCAAAAGUCAAGUACACAGACUAUGAGUUCAUCAGUGAUAACUCCAUCUCUUGGUCAGCGAGUUUACAUAACCGAUACACUGAGAAUUCACUCAGAGGCGUCAUCCUGGACAUCCACUUCCUGUCCCAGACUGACUUCCUGGUUUGCACCUUCUCCUCACAGGUGUGUCGUGUGGCAUAUGAGAUCAUGCAGACUCUUCAUCCGGAUGCCUCUGCUUUUUUCCGCUCUUUGGACGACAUCUACUACUUCGGUGGACAGAACGCGCACAACCAAAUCGCCAUCUACCCACACCAGGCGCGCACGGCGGAGGACAUCCCACUGGAGCCCGGAGACGUCAUUGGAGUGGCCGGAAACCACUGGGACGGCUACUCUAAAGGGGUCAACCGCAAACUAGGACGCACCGGCCUCUAUCCGUCCUAUAAAGUCAAGGAGAAGAUCGAGACGGUGAAGUAUCCCACUUACCCCGAAGCAGACAAGCUGCUGAGCUUAUAGAACAACGCAUUAAUAAUUAAUGCAUGGACGGCUGAACUUGCCAUGCACUGGAUAACAGACACUCAAAGACAUGUAUGCGUGUGUGUAUUUAUAGGAUGGACGCACCUUUUAGGUUUGCAAAAGGAUCUCAUAAACUGCUGUGGACAUCAAGAGCCUUUUAAAUCGCACUCAGAUCAGCAGAAGCAAAUGAUAAAAACAUUUUUUUAAAUUGUUUUCAUGUUUUUUUUGUUAUAUUCUCCUGCCUUUUUUGUCACUUUCUCUGUCCUCAAACUGGAGUGAAUCUCACAGAGGUCACAUUUCACCCACAAAAUCAACAGAAAAAGUAAGAAAUUAUAUUUUGCAUUAGGAAAACGAAGCCUAUUUGA